Nymphaea colorata (pocket water lily) is the source of this 2196-nucleotide messenger RNA. RefSeq lists its product as uncharacterized. The transcript has 2 exons. The coding region runs from base 288 to 2000 and encodes 570 amino acids. The record is from RefSeq and is a predicted model, not a curated record. NCBI's taxonomy places the organism in Eukaryota, Viridiplantae, Streptophyta, Magnoliopsida, Nymphaeales, Nymphaeaceae. Gene Ontology annotation, molecular function: DNA binding.
GCGGCUUGAAAUCACAUUGGUCUCUCCCUUUCGCAGGUUUCAUUUCUCAUCUUCAGUCACAGAUGGUCUAAGUAGUCCAUCUUCUUGCUGUAUUGGUCCUUGUUGCUAGCCUUAUCUGCGUUUUCCAAAAGGAAUAUUUUGGGGGCAGAAAGACUAAGAAGAAAGGCGAGGAGGAAGAGGGAUCUAGGGUUUCUUGGCUUGCCAUAGCCUGUUUCUCCUCAGAAGAAUCGAUUGUCUUUCAUCUGUUUGCUGAAGGUUGGCUUUCGCAUGUUGGCCACGGAGAGAAGAUGGAUGUAAUCAAGUUCGAAAGGCGUCACAAGAAGAAGAAAGUCGAUGGUUCCACGCAGCCGGCUUUUACUCCGAAGCAGCUAGAUUUCCCAUGGUUCAAGAAGACCUACCGGAGGAGGAAGAAGGAGCAUGGUGGUGGCGAUAGCCGGAAGGGCACCGGCGGCAGUGACGGACUCCAUUUGCUUGCGAAGGCUGCUGCUGAUGAAUCCUUCGGCGGCCCGAAAGCAAGGUCCUCCUCCCUUUCGGCGGGACAAGUGGGUAACCUCUCUGGUAAGGGUGUGCCUACGCCGGCUGUUCUUCCUGGAGAUAGAGUGGUUGGUUUUCCUCAAGCAGACCCAGCGAAGUCGCCGCGGGUGUUGAACUUGCAUGACUCUGUUAAUGGGAAACUCAUGGAGAAAUUGAAGCAAUACCUCGGCGAGCACGACGUUGAGCUCGGCCAUGGCUGGAAAGUACGUCAUAAAACAUGUGGCGGCCAUGAGACUCAUUCCUACCUUUCUCCCAUGGGCAAGAGAUUCACUUCCAUGUCUUCAGUCCUCGACCAUCUGAGGGAAUGGAAUGAUGGUCGUCAAUCUACGGGUUCGGGAAGUGAUUUGGCUAAAAUGAAGGAACUAAAUCAGUUUAGUAUUUCUGCGUGCCCACAUCCUAACCCUCUUGUUGCUAAAAGGGUGAAUCCUCCAGCCUCUGCGAAAAGGCUAGAUGAUGAUAAUGGGGACAACAAAAAGCACCAUGUUCAUCAUCAGGAAGCCAAUGCUGAAAACAUUGUCUUGCGAGAAAGGAAUGGUUUCUUGGAACCUGGAAAAUGGGUCAACCAGUUGCUAGAUGGAUCACACCAGCUAUUACACCAAGAGCAGAGCGAUACUUGUGGAUCACUCAAAGCAUAUACUUUUGGAGAGCAUGUAAUGGAAGAUGAUGCUGAUAAAUUUCUCAUUUGUCAUGGAUGUAAGGCAGCUUAUCAUUUGCACUGUCUGCCGUCCAAGGUCAAAGAUAUGCCGUCUGGAAAUUGGUACUGCACAUCCUGCACUGCAGCCGUGAAGGAAUCCACAGAGCCUAAGCCAGCCGAUGUUCAAAGUGGUGAUGAGUGUGCAUGCAACCAUGACCCGUGUCCACCAUGCGAGAGACUUGAUCAUCUUGUACCACCCAGAACGCAUGGGCAGGGAGAGCAUCAUUGUGUGGUCUGCAGGAAGCUUUGCAAGCUGAGACGCCCAAAGCACAAACAGAUCAAGCACCAUUGCUUUGUUUGUAAGCGGCUGUAUAAGCUUAUCCUUGCGAAGCACAUGCAUAUGCAAGCCAAGAGAAAGAGGAGUGAAGCUGCUGCAACAAUGCCUAAGACGAAUGCCGAGGACUUGGAUUGCCAUGAAGAUGGGCAAAAGUCGGGAGUGUGCAAGGUUUGUGGAACUGGCAAGGAAGGUGACGAAGGGAUUGCUACAUGCAGUAAUACAUAUUGUGAGUCAAUGCACUACCACAUAAGUUGUCUCAAGCCACCACUUAAGGAGGUGCCCCCUCCUGGGUGGUACUGUCAUUCUUGCCUCUGUAGGGCAUGCCUUAUUGAUGAGAACGAUGACCGAAUUGUCAUUUGCGAUGGCUGCGACGAUGGAUAUCACACUUACUGCAUGAACCCUUCACUGCUCAGGAUUCCAAGGGGGAAGUGGUACUGCAGAUCCUGUCAACAGAAAAAAGCCCACCCCAAGAUUCAACCACUGCCAGGAUCCUGAGCCUAGGAGUCCUUCCAAAGGAUACCAGAAAAGAUGCAGCCGAGGACCCGACAACAAGUGCAAAGGAAUAUCGGAGAGUCCGCCAUCCUAAAUUCCGACCGUAGCAAAGCCUAAGAGAUAACAAACGUGGGUAGAGCAUAAGUGAAGUGAGUGUACAAGAGAUUUUUCUCCCUAGCACGCUUAAAAUUUUCUAAUA